Molecule: messenger RNA, 387 nt
Organism: Zingiber officinale
Lineage: Eukaryota; Viridiplantae; Streptophyta; Magnoliopsida; Zingiberales; Zingiberaceae
Exons: 3
Coding region: 13-387 (124 amino acids)
Source: RefSeq, a predicted model, not a curated record
AGUCAACUCUUAAUGGUUCAACAUCUAAUCUUGCGGACUCCUCAGGCCGACCCUAUACCACAUUAUUUUCUGGCCAGUCUGCGGCAGUGCCUGGGUUCCAUCCUUCUGGUGGUCUUCAAGGAUUGCAUAAUAUUCAUGGAAGCUUCAACCUACCAAAUGUGCCUGGUUCGCUUGCAUCCAGAGAGGCCGCAAUGGGUGUUGUACCAUCAGGUGGUGUUCAGCAACCAGGAGGAAGCAUUCCUAGUGGACGGUUCUCAUCAAACAAUCUUUUGGUUGCAUUAUCUUAGAUGCCUCAUGGCUCUGGUGUCACAAAUAGAGGGGGUAUUAAUGUUGUUGGAAAUCAUGCUUUUAGUUGUAGUAAUAUUAAUGAAGUCACUGGGUCAAUAA